UUUAGUAAUAAUAAACCUAUAAAGUUAUUAAAAUUUAUAAUUAUUAAUACCCUAUUUAAUAAUAUUAUUUUUUAUAUUUUACUUAUUAAUACUCCUUUUUUAUACUACCUAAAGAAUAUAAAUAAGUUAAGAAUAUAUUUUAAUAAUAUUAAUAACUUACUAAUUAAGGGAGAUAUUAUAAUACUUAUUAUUUAUAAAUAA
Colletotrichum tamarilloi is the source of this 201-nucleotide messenger RNA. RefSeq lists its product as uncharacterized. The record is from RefSeq and is a predicted model, not a curated record. The annotation marks the transcript as partial. The transcript has a single exon. NCBI's taxonomy places the organism in Eukaryota, Fungi, Ascomycota, Sordariomycetes, Glomerellales, Glomerellaceae.